Molecule: messenger RNA, 1040 nt
Organism: Diachasmimorpha longicaudata
Lineage: Eukaryota; Metazoa; Arthropoda; Insecta; Hymenoptera; Braconidae
Gene: GXIVsPLA2
Product: group XIIA secretory phospholipase A2
Exons: 3
Coding region: 131-751 (206 amino acids)
Biological process (GO): lipid catabolic process; phospholipid metabolic process; arachidonate secretion
Cellular component (GO): extracellular region
Molecular function (GO): A2-type glycerophospholipase activity; calcium ion binding
Source: RefSeq, a predicted model, not a curated record
UAUUUCGGUGCAUUGCGUGGUCACCGUGAACCGCUUACCGCGGCCAGUCAAAUGAUCACACGUUUGGAAAGGCCGACUCAUCGCCCUGGCCUAAGAAAUCCAGUAUUAGUGAUCAAUUAAAUACACCCAAAUGGAUCUUUUACGUUAUCGUAAAUUUUUCGUUUACAUUCUUACAUUCAUGGCAUAUGCAUGGUCUGGUUAUGGUGCUGGUCUACUGGGCAAUCUCCGUGAUGCUGUCCUAGCUGCUGAAACUGUUUUUGGUGACCUUUUCCAAAAUGCAAUUACAGUGGCAAAAAAAGUGAAGGAUAUUCAUGAAGUGUUCGACGCAGCUGUGGAGGAGACCUGUGUCUUUCAGUGUCCUUCAGGUGUCACUCCCAAGCCAAACAGAAAUCAUGUGCCACAGAGUAAUGGAUGCGGCUCAUUAGGAAUCGAGAUAAGCUCUGAGUACCUUCCUCUGUCAGAAAUGACAAAAUGCUGUGAUCAGCACGACAUUUGCUACGACACCUGCAACAACGACAAGGAAAAAUGUGACUUGGAAAUGAAACGUUGUCUGUACAAGUACUGUCAGGGUUAUCAGUCCACUGGUGUCACCGUUGUCAAUACCUGCAAAGCAGCAGCGAAGAUGCUGUUCACUGGGACAACUGCCCUCGGCUGCAAGAGCUACAUGGACGCCCAGAGAGAGGCCUGCUGGUGUGGUGAUAGGAAAAAAGAGAAAAAGAAAUCAAAGUGGUUCGGGGGUGACGAGCUAUAGCGAAUACCAGCAGCUGACAUUUCAUUGCAAUUUUUCGAUCGUGCUCUCGUCAAAGCGAAGAUAAUUCACUAAAAAAUAUCAUUUUGUCCAUCACAUUUGUCUCAGGCAAUCAAAUGCCUCAAGUUCUCAUUAAAAAAUGGCUUUAAUUUUUGUCUGAAGAAUAUUUAAUUGGCCAAAUUAUAUAUUUAUCAAGUGUCCACUCUCUGUAAAUAGACUAUUGUAUUUGGAAUUCUUUAUAAGAGUAAAGCUGUUAUUUUUGUGAUUAAAAAAGUUAACUUAUUGACGGAGA